AUGGAUCAGCCCCAGUGGUUGGUGACUAUUUACGCGUUGGUGGUUCUCCUGGGUCUCCGGCUGGAACAGGGCGCUUGCCAGCACUAUCUGCACAUCCGCCCGGCCCCGAGCGACAACUUGCCCCUGGUGGAUCUAAUCGAGCACCCGGAUCCUAUCUUCGACCCCAAGGAGAAGGACCUGAACGACACGCUGCUGCGGAACCUGCUGGGCACCCAUUUCGACCCGAAUUUCAUGGCGGCCUCGCUGCCGGACGAUCGCCUCGGCGGGGACGACCUGGCCGAGCUGGACUUGCUGCUGCGGCAGCGGCCGUCGGGGGCCAUGCCCAGCGACAUCAAGAGCCUGGAGUUCUACGACGGGGGCCUCCAGGCCAGCAAGAAGCACCGGCUGAGCAAGAAGCUGCGCCGGAAGCUGCAGCUGUGGCUGUGGUCCCAGACCUUCUGCCCGGUGCUCUACACGUGGAACGACCUCGGCAGCCGCUUCUGGCCGCGCUACGUGAAAGUGGGCAGCUGCUUCAGCAAGCGGUCGUGCUCCGUCCCGGAAGGCAUGGUGUGCAAGCCCGCCAAGUCGGUGCAUCUGACCAUCCUGAGGUGGAGGUGCCAGCGCCGCGGCGGGCAGCGCUGCACGUGGAUCCCCAUCCAGUACCCCAUCAUCGCCGAGUGCAAAUGCUCCUGCUAG
Messenger RNA from Varanus komodoensis (Komodo dragon), 675 nucleotides. It is a transcript of the gene NOG, whose product is annotated as noggin. Gene Ontology annotation, biological process: negative regulation of cell differentiation; osteoblast differentiation; dorsal/ventral pattern formation. NCBI's taxonomy places the organism in Eukaryota, Metazoa, Chordata, Lepidosauria, Squamata, Varanidae. The record is from RefSeq and is a predicted model, not a curated record. Bases 1 to 675 code for a protein of 224 amino acids. The transcript has a single exon.